Molecule: messenger RNA, 825 nt
Organism: Closterium sp. NIES-65
Lineage: Eukaryota; Viridiplantae; Streptophyta; Zygnematophyceae; Desmidiales; Closteriaceae
Source: the annotation of a GenBank genome assembly
AUGGAAUCGCUCAACGCAACCUUCUUUGCUGAGGACCGCCAGGUGGUUCUUCUCGUGGACAAUGCAGCGAGCCACCGUGGCGUGAUCCGUGCAGUGAAAGCCCGCUUUCGGCAGCGGGUGAUUGCUGAUUGGCUGCAUCGGUGGGACGACAGCGGGAGCAGCGGCACCCGCCAGACCGUGAAGCCAAAAUCUUGGCAGAUGGUCAUGUGGGUGUUUGAGUCUUGGGAUGAUGUUGAACCUGAGACAAUUCAGCGCUGCUGGUGGCACGCAGGCAUUCUUCCUCGUGCCUGGAUUCCCCUCUUCCCGCGCAACGUCACCGCUACUACAUCGGACCCGGCAGCCACUAGUGAGCAGCUCGACUUGCUCUCCACGCAACUCCAGCGCCUCAAUAUCGGGCCAGCAGCAAUGACGGCGCUGGAGUUCAACUCUGUUGACGACCAAGUUCCCACAUGCGACUUCUUUGGGCCUGAUCCGCUGGCGGACGAACCCCCUCGCACACACGGCAGUCCUCGUGCGGAUCCCGUCCAGCCAAGUGGACCGGCCGACGCGGACAUGCUCCGCGAGCGACGCCGCGUGGCUAGGAACGCCACUGAGAUCCUUAUCGGCUAUGCGCGGGCGUCAAGGAUCCUGCCAAUGGAUCUGGCGCAGAUAUUUGGCAUCAGCAACUCUGAUGUACUUGCGCGACUAGAUCGAGCCAGUCGCGCGUACCUGAACCUGAACAACCCCCCACCUAGCAGCGGCAGUUACGCUGUGGGUGAUGCACAAGAUGCAACGGCGGUUAUGGACGGCUUCGCGGAGGAAGCUGAAUGGCUCCGCGACUUCUAA